AUGGUGUCUUCAAGUGUUGGGCCUGCUUGGCUAUCUUUGCCUUCAUUCUCAUGGAGUUCCUAUAUGCGCUGGCCGACGGGUUCCUGGAAGACCAGCUCGAAAUCCAACUCCAACUCAGAUAACUCUCAAUCCAGCAUGGAUGACCAGAACCUUCAAGACGCUCGGUCCGACAGCUCCAGCUCGCCUCCAACUCCGUGGAGCAGCCCUCUGGGCAGCCUCUCCUCCACGACACUCAGCCCAAUGACGUCGUCAUUGCCGUUCCACGAACCGGAAAGUAAAGUUCAUACUGAUGGCAUCAGGUCACACUCGACCGUUUCACGCGAGGGUUACUGUGUGGCCAAGUCUGCGGUGGAUAUUAUGCAAGGUAUUGAAAGCAAGAGGAACAACUUUUUCACGGCCAUAAAAGACAUCGUCCUUCCACUUCUGGGUGACAAGGGGCAAUUCUAUCAAAACAAGGAGACGUGGACUGCCACUGUGCGACCAUACAAACCGUUGAAUCCACAGCCUACAGGACUUCAAGCUCAACUGAAACCGUACCAGCUUCGAGGGCUGUCAUUUCUAUUGUAUCUCCGAAACAACGGCAUUGGUGGAAUCCUCGCAGAUGAGAUGGGCCUAGGGAAGACUAUCCAGACCCUUGCCCUCUUCCAGUGCAUCAAGAGGCACGAUAAUACUGUGCGACUUGAAAAGCCUGGUCCGUUCUUGAUUGUCUGUCCAUUCAGUGUGAUGGAAGUUUGGCUUUCAGAGAUAAACAAGUGGACACCGGAGCUCACUUCUAUCAAGUUCCACGGAACACCGAGCAAAAAGGAGGCAGUCAAGAAGAUUCUGACUCCUGCCAGAGGUAAAAGCCGGAGGAGUUUGACACCGGCGGUGGACAUUGUUAUAACCUCCUACGAAACGUUGACCUCAGACAUCAAAUGGUUCCGAAAGUUCGUAUGGAAUUAUGUGGUUCUUGAUGAGGGCCAUCGCAUCAAGAAUAACCAAUCGCACAGAGCCCAAACCAUUCAAAGUAUCAGGGCUGAAUACAAGCUCGUCCUCUCGGGAACCCCAAUACAGAACAAUUUAAGGGAAUUGUGGUCAAUCUUCCAUUGGCUCUACCCUGAUGUCUUUGUGCCGUCUACGUCAGAGCCGUUCGAAGAGGCAUUUUCGCUCAGAGACGGGAAGUUCGAUCCCAAAUUCUUCGACCAAGUCCAAAGCUUCCUCGGCCUAAUCAUGCUCCGCAGAGUUAAGGAAUCCCCAGAAGUAGGGCUUUCAAUUCCACAGAAGACAGAUACAGUUUUAUCAGUACCUCUGUCAGAGUUUCAACAAAAUUCCAUUCAAGGCGGAUAUGGGAGCAUCUCAUUCGGCCAUAAGCGUGAGAUGAGCAAACACCAAAAGUCUAAUAUGAUGUGUGAGCAGAAUGAUGGUUUCAAUGCUGGCACAUCCGGGCUAUCUUCAGCAAAGCACGUUGAAAAGAGAAAGUACAGAAUAUUGAGCAAUAUCCUCAUGGAACUACGCAAGUGUUCGAUCCACCCGUAUCUGUUGGAUGAUGCGAUUCCGGAUCCUUACGAACUCGGAGCACAUGUUAUCACAAACUCUGGAAAAUACAUUGUGCUCCUUAAAAUGGUCCAGCAUUUUGUGUUAAAGAGAGGGAAGAAGAUAGUCAUAUUUUCGAACUUCAAUCAGGCUUUGAAUCUUUGUGAGGAUCUUCUGUUGACUAUCCAGAGGAACGGCGAUCCUGUGAGAUAUGUUCGAUUAGACGGAAGCACAUCUAACGCACGACGGAACCUCUCGAUUUACCUCUUCCAGAAGGAUCCCAGAUACAUGGUCUUUCUGAUUUCGAUAAGGGCUGGCGGCGAGGGUCUCAAUUUAAUUAGUUCCUCAACGGUUAUCUUCUUGGAUGAAGACUGGAACCCCCAAGUUAUGCGACAGGCUGAAGCGAGAGUCCACCGAAUGGGACAGAAUCACCCGGUGAGUAUCUUUAAGCUCCAGUCAAAGGGCACAGUGGAAGAACAGAUCAGCCGUCGCAUUGUCAAGAAAGCAUAUGUUGCCAGUAAAGUCAUGGAGGAUAUGACUGCAGCGCAUGAUAUGAAAGCAUUUGCAAAUAUGAUUGAUUCUCGGGGACUAGCCUACGCAAUGGAUACGGAGGACUUGUCUGCGUUAGUCCGCAGUCGAGCAGUUUUAACGUCUAACCAGUUGGAUGCAACAGAAUUGAGCUGGUUCAACUGGAAAUCAAUCCUCAAUUUAUGUGUUAGCAACCAGUCUAUUGAGCUAAACGGGAAAAACACCGCUAUCGAUGUACACCAAGAAAAGGCUUGGCUGGCGCGCUCGGAGCGAGUCAAAACCAAUAUUUUCGACGGGAAAAAGGUCGACACAAGAUUCAGAUCAUUUUCCAUCUAUGAAGCUUUGCCUACGGAUCUUUGUCGAGCAGAUAGACGCAUUGGAAAGGAGCGGACUGUUAUAAUCGACGGCUUCUCCGUGGGAAAGGAUAGUAUCCGACUCGAGAGCCUAUCCAGCAAGAGAUGUCCAAAUCUGUCGCAGACGGACCUGAAGGAGAAAAUGACGCACGAAGCUGCAUGUUUUCUCUGCCGGAAGUUCAACCCUCAAGAGUGCGAUCUUUGUCCACUGGCAUUCCACAAAGAGUGUCUCGAGUCGAUAGGCAAGAUGCGCCGCAGGUGGGCUCUUGUACUGCUGUACAACUUGCUAUAG
This is a messenger RNA of Aspergillus pseudonomiae, 2685 nucleotides long. RefSeq names its product putative nucleosome remodeling complex ATPase subunit (Snf2h). Lineage: Eukaryota; Fungi; Ascomycota; Eurotiomycetes; Eurotiales; Aspergillaceae. The coding region runs from base 1 to 2685 and encodes 894 amino acids. Gene Ontology annotation, cellular component: nucleus. Gene Ontology annotation, molecular function: ATP-dependent chromatin remodeler activity; ATP binding; DNA binding. Gene Ontology annotation, biological process: positive regulation of transcription by RNA polymerase II. The record is from RefSeq and is a predicted model, not a curated record. The transcript has 8 exons.